AUGCCGUUCGAGACAAAGGCCACGAUCGCCACCUUCGGCGGGAAGCUGCUGAAGCUCUCCCACGAGUCCUCGUCCACGAAGACGCCCAUGGACGUCAAUUUGUACCUUCCUCCCGCGUCUAAGACCAAGAAGGUCCCCGUACUCAUCUUCCUGUCGGGCCUGACCUGCACGCCGCAGAACUGCUCCGAGAAGGGCUUCUUCCACGCCGCGGCCUCGGAGGCGGGCAUCGCGGUGCUGUACCCGGACACGUCGCCGCGUGGGGCCGACCUGCCGGGCGAGACGGACAGCUGGGACUUUGGCGCGGGCGCGGGCUUCUACGUCAACGCGACGCAGGAGCCGUGGAGCAAGCACUACCAGAUGGAGAGCUACGUGACGCGGGAGCUGCCGGAGGCCAUCUUCGCCGAGUUCGGCGACCGGCUGGACGCCGCGCGCGUCAGCAUCACCGGCCACAGCAUGGGCGGCCACGGCGCCCUGACCCUGUUCCUCAAGAACCCGGGCAAGUACCGCAGCGUCAGCGCCCUCGCGCCCAUCUCCAACCCCAGCCGCUGCCCCUGGGGCGAGAAGGCCUUCGGCGGCUACCUCGGCAAGGACCAGCGCGACGAGUGGGCCAAGCACGACGCCACCGAGCUCGUCAAGGGCUGGGCCGGCAAGGAGGUCCCCGCGCUCAUCGACGUCGGCACCGGCGACAACUUCUACAAGCAGGGCCAGCUGCUGCCCGAGAACCUGGAGAAGGCCGUCAAGGAGGCCGGCGUUAAGGGCGUAGAGGUCAGAUACCAGGAGGACUACGACCACUCAUACUUCUUCAUCUCCACCUUUGCCGCCGAUCACGUCAAGCACGCUGCCAAGUACCUGUUGUAA
Molecule: messenger RNA, 858 nt
Organism: Neoarthrinium moseri
Lineage: Eukaryota; Fungi; Ascomycota; Sordariomycetes; Amphisphaeriales; Apiosporaceae
Exons: 3
Coding region: 1-858 (285 amino acids)
Biological process (GO): formaldehyde catabolic process
Cellular component (GO): cytosol
Molecular function (GO): S-formylglutathione hydrolase activity
Source: RefSeq, a predicted model, not a curated record